UUACCAAAAAGUAAUAAUUUUUUUUACCAAAAGUAAAUGAGAUCGUUUCAUCACCUGAGAAGCCAACGAAAUCAGUCGAAUAUCCUUGCGCAUUAUUUGCGGCUUAAUCAAAUCGAACCAGCACAUCUUCACUAUGAAAGGUUAUUUCAUUGAGCCAUUGUCGGAAUUCAGACACAACAACAAAAUAGAUGUAAAGAGGCAACAUAAGUGAAACAAAUAAAAGAGUACGAAAAUAAAAUAGUCAAAAUACUAACAAAUGAGACCUCUAGCUCAAAUAAAGGUAAAAAAAAAAAGAAUAUUAAUACACAAAUAGCCAUUUAAAUUCUAAAUUACAAUACAACAAGCCACAAAGCAAAAAAGAAUAAUCAAUCAGUUGGUGUAUAAACCGUUUGAUUUGCAUUCGAGUUUCACCUUAUGUGAAGGCCGGCGACCCCAAAGUUUACUUAUGUGGUACCCGUCGAAGAGCUUUUUUCAUAUUUUUUGUUCCUACCAGAUACGAGUAAUCAAUAGGAAUGGCAAUGGGGCAGGUGCGGGGCGGGUAUCUCGAUACCCAUACCCGCCUCAUGUCAGGUCGGGUAAUUUAUCACGGGGCGCGGGUCGGGGCAGGUCGACCCAUUGGGUAUGUAAUUUAUGUGAAAAACAUUAGAAAUAUUCGUUCUUUUCAUUGAAAGACCAAGAAAGAAACCAUAAUAUGAUAAAAUGUAGUUAAAUUAUUGAAGAAAUUGAGGUUUUCACUUAUUUACAACUUUAUUAUAGCUAAAAUAUAAUGUAAUAAGAAGAAAAUCUUAAGUAAUUUAACUAAUAUUAUAUGUAAUUUAGGCAAGAACGGGUCGAGAAUGGGGCGGGUCAGGGCAGGUCGGGUCGAUGAGAGGUACCCAUGCCCGCCCCGCCCCAAAACAGGUCAAACAGGUCGGGUAAAUUGGGUCAGGUCGAAAUUGCCAUCCCUAGUAAUCAACACACAUUGUUUAUAAGAAGUAUGUUCCACACGCUGAUUGCUUGACUAAUCUAGGAUACUCGCUCUUUGUUGGUUCCCACACUAUUCUAGCACCUGACAGUGCAAUUUCUUACCGUCUCCUGAGCCAUGAAGUUACUACGGUUCAAACAAUCCGUUUUAUUAUUGAAUAAAUGUUGGACGCCCUUUAAACACUAUAUCAUAGUAUCACGAGGAACAAGUAGUUUAGUUAUAAAAAUAUAAGUAAUGCCAUAAUGAAAUUUACCAAAAAGUAAUAAUUUUUUUACCAAAAGUAAAUGAGAUCGUUUCAUCACCUGAGAAGCCAACGAAAUCAGUCGAAUAUCCUUGCGCAUUAUUUGCGGCUUAAUCAAAUCGGACCAGCACAUCUUCACUAUGAAAGGUUAUUUCAUUGAGCCAUUGUCGGAAUUUAGAUACAACAACAAAAUAGAUGUAAAAGAGCCAAUAUAAGUGAAACAAAUAAAAGAGUCAUCGAAAAUAAAAUAGUCAAAAUACUAACAAAUGAGACCUCUAGCUCAAAUAAAGGUAAAACAAAAAAAAUAUUAAUACACAAAUAGCCAUUUAAAUUCUAAAUUACAAUACAGCAAGCCACAAAGCAAAAAAGAAUAAUCAAUCAGUUGGUGUAUAAACUGUUUGAUUUGCAUUAGAGUUUCACCUUUUGUGAAGGCCGACGACCCCAAAGUUUACUUAUGUGGUACCCGUCAAAGAGCUUUUUUCAUAUUUUUUGUUCCUACCAAAUACGAGUAAUAAACACACAUUGUUUAUAAGAAGUAUGUUCCACACGCUGAUUGCUUAACUAAUCUAGGCUACUCUCUCUUCGUUGGUUCCCACACUAUUAUAGCACCUGACAGUGCAAUUUCUUACCGACUUCCGAGGGGUUUUUUCCAUAAUUAUUGUGAUUAAAAAAAUCGAAAUGCAGUGGUUGAAAAAAUAAUUCCCAAUCUAUUGUCUCUAAACCGGAAUUGGGGCGCACGCGCCCCAAUUGGGUUCUCCAACAGAGAAAAAUCCUAAUAUGGGUGUCCGCGCCCCAAUUUAACACGACAACUGCCAAAAGACAAAUUGGGGCGGCAAAAAGCCCAAUUGGGGCACGCGUGCCCCAAUUGGGUUUGUUGCCGCCCCAAUUAGUCUUUUUUCGCCCAGAUACAUAUGUACAGCUUGUAUCGUCUUCUUCCUCCAUAUUUCCCCAAUUAAGUCGCAGGGAAACUCCAUCUAAAGCCUACUGGAAAUCACCCCAUCCAUUAACCCGUAUGAAAUCGCCUCCCUUUAUCGAUUGCCCAAACCCGUCAGAAAUCAACUUCUCUCCAACUCUCCUUGUUCAUUCCGCCGACCAUGGAAGGUGAAGAGGUUGACGGUGGAGGAGGGCACCACGUCGACAAUCCCGACCGAGGUGGCCGAAUGAGAGGCAGAGGUUUUCCCCAAAUUAGACCUAAGCUUGUUUCCGUUUGUUUUGCCUGUUGGUCUAUUCUGGGACGUUGGGAAAAUUGUACGUUGAAAAGCAAAUUGGGGCGAGAAUAAGUCCAAUUGGGGCGUAUUCUCGCUCCAAUUGGCUUAUUGACGCCUCAUUUAUUUAUAUUUGUUGUGUACAGGCAUGCGCGCCCAAAUUAGGCUUUCUACCCAACAAAAUGCCCAAUUGGGACGCACGCGCCUCAAUUACGGUUUAGACACAGUAGAUUGGAAAAUAUUUUUUCAACCACUACAUUUUGGAUAAUUUUUUUUAAAUCGCAAUAAUUAUGGAAAAAACCCACUCCUGAGCCAUGAAGUUACUACGGUUCAAAUAAUCCAUUUUUAUUAUUGAAUAAAUGUUGGACGCCCUUUUAAACGCUCCAUCGUUGGUCGUUAGGAGACGAGCCAUCCAAAACUCCGCGUUUCACUUAAUCAUCUUAUUCUCAUUGGUGUAAUGGUAAAAAUCAUGCUCUUGCCCUUUUUUUUUUAUAACAAAAAUCAUGCUCUUGCCUCUUGGUCUUGGUAUUUUCAUUGCUUUGUUCCUCAGUUAAUACCCCAGCGGCCACAGGGAUUGAGGGAGACGCUCGGGGAGCGAUUCCAAUUCGUGAAUUUCGUUUGCUUCCGUGUUGCUGUAGUGUAGUUGCUGCCGGCGCCAAUCGCUGUAGCGCGGGAGCGAGCGGUUGGCGGGAGAGAGAGAGAGGAUGGUGAUUACGGCGAGGUGGAGAUGAAUUGAAGAGGAACUGCGAUGCUGCUCCGGCCAUCGGCGGCCGAUUUGACGCGUGAUUGGAAGAUUAAUGGAGCGGGAAGAGUAAAAGGGAAAUGAGUGGAUGCGAUUACUCUAACGUAGCGACUCUAUCCGAUAGACGCGUCCGCUGACUAGCGUCUUCUUAAAAGGGUUUACUACAAACUGAACUGGUAAACCUAUCUCCUCUUUCAUUCCCCACUCCCUGCUCAUUCACCCAUAGCUGAAAGUCGCGAGCUUGUGAUCAAUUCCUGAAGAUUCUGAAUUGGUUCUCGGGUAAGACCCUAGAUCUUAAAUUUCACUGAGGUGGUUUGUGUUUACCGUCUGUUGAGGUUUUUGUUGGUAACAGACACUUUUUUCUUGUGUGCAUUGGCUGGAAAAGAACGGAACAAAUGUUGUCUGGUUUACUGGCUGUGUGUUUUCUAGAGGUGUAUAUGAUCUGGUCUAGUUUCGUGACCUAAUUUUGCUGCUUGUUUCAUCUGUAGAAGAGGAUGGAGCUUACCGGGUCGAAUGCUAUCGCUUCGUCAUCCUGUUCCCCACAUCCUCUUCCAGUGGUAGAGUAUGAGGUUUUCUUGAGCUUUAGAGGUCCCGACGUGCGCACGACUUUCGCAGAUUUCCUCUAUAGACUCCUGGAUCGUCCCAAGAUACGGACCUUUCUCGACGAUGAGGAGCUUCGCAAGGGGGAGAUGAUUUCCCCUUCUCUCGUCAAGGCAAUCGGGGAGUCCAGAAUAUACAUCCCGAUCCUUUCCCCAGGUUAUGCAUCUAGCAAAUGGUGCCUCCAGGAGCUAGCUCUGAUGGUGGAACGAUACAAGCAAGAUGAAGGUAGCCACAUCAUAUUGCCCAUUUUCUAUUUGAUGGAGCCUAGAGAUGUGCGACAUUGUAAGGGUUCCUAUGAGGAAGCAUUGGAACAACAUAGAUUAAAGUAUGGUGAAGAAACCAUUAGGGUCUGGAAGGAUGCACUCGAGGAGGUCGGGCAAAUGACUGGGUGGCGUGUAACCGAAUCAGAUAGACAGGGAGUAGUGGCAGAAAGCGUGUUCUCUGAGGUGUGGUCACACAUAAAGGGGAAUUACACAUUAUUGACGAAUGAGCUGAUUGGAAUCGAUUCUCACGUAAACCAUGUGAUGGAGUUGCUAAAAUCAGAUUUUGAAGGCGGCAUCAAUGUCGUUGGCAUUCAUGGUAUGGGCGGUAUCGGUAAGACCACUAUUGCCAAAGCCGUCUAUAACAAGGUCUUCACACAAUUCGAACAUCAUUGUUUUCUAGAAGAUGUACGAGAAACACUAUCGUUGAAGAAUGAUGGUGUUACAACUCUGCAAAGUAAGAUUAUUUCUAGCAUCUUAAGAGAUGAUCACAUGGUUAGAGAUGCUAGUCAAGGAAUCCACAUUAUAACAAAUAGAGUAUGCCCCCGCAAGGUUCUCAUUGUUCUUGAUAAUGUGGAUGAUCGGUUUGAGUUUGGGCAAAUCUUAGGUGAAGUAAGAAAAUUUUCUCCUGAAAGUAGAUUUAUCAUCACAACAAGAGAUAAAAGGGUGUUGGAGUUGCUUCAAGUAUCUAAGUUGUAUGAACCUAGUGGGAUGAGUCAUGACCACUCCCUUCAACUACUUCGAAGACAUGCUUUUAGAAUGGAUAACCCCCUAGAAGACAAGACUACUUUGUGCGAAGAGUUUGUAAAAGUUGCUGGGGGACUUCCUUUGGCUCUUGAAGUUAUAGGGUCUCUUUUGUUUCGUAGAGAUAGAAAAUUCUGGGAGGCGAAGUUGAUAGAACUAAAGAGAAUUCCUCCCACCAAGGUGCAAGAGAGAUUGAAAAUAAGUUAUGAUGAGUUGAGUGGUAGUGAAAAAACAAAUUUUUCUUGACAUUUCUUGUGUUUUUAUCGGAGAAAAUAAGGAAUUGCCUUUCUAUAUGUGGAGUGAUUGUAAUUUUAAUCCGGAAAGUGGAAUUAGUACUCUUAUUUUGAGGUCCUUGUUAAAGGUGGACGUGGAUAACAAGUUUUGGAUGCAUGACCAUGUACGAGACAUUGGGAGAAUGAUAGUUCGUGAAGAAGAUGAACAACAUCCUUGGAAGCGCACAAGAAUAUGGUCCAACGAGGAUGCUGUAGAUAUGUUAAAAAAUGGAGAGGUAUUACGUUUCCAGUACUCCAUUUUUGUUUCUGGUGCAUACAAGAAUUCGAUAGCAAAUUUUUUGAAAAUGUCACUUUUAGGUUAUGAACCACAAUGUUUUAUAAAUUUCUGGCAACGAAUGUUUCUAUACACGCAUGCUACAAAGUUGUUCUUAACUAUACAGGUACAAUAUUACUUGACAUUUUGUAUAUUAUUAAUUUCUUGAUGUUCAAAUUCGUAAGAUUAUUGGUUGUUCCUUAUGGUAUUCUCCCACCUCAUUUCCCUUUUCCUAUAUUAUUUUGAUUGCUCAAGAUAGGAUAUAAAAUUUUUGUGUGUAUGAUUUCAUUUUAGCAGGGAGCCGACCUGGUGGAAGUUCUUAAAGUUGACAUGCGUUAUGAGGAUUUUGAACUCAUGGAGAAGGAAUUUCGGAACUUGUCAAAGUUGAGAUAUCUCGAAGUGCACUCUGGAAGGCUGACUGGAGAUUUCAAGAAUAUUCUUCCGAAUCUACGUUGGUUGCGUCUUCAUUAUUGCCGUUCAAUCCCUAUCAAUAUCAAUAUAACGAGAUUGGCAGUUCUUGAUCUGAGAUUCUGCCCUGUGCGAGAUGACUGGAGAUGCUGGGAUAAAAUCAAGGUUAUUACCAUUCCUACUUCAUUUCAUGUUUAUGAAGAUUAAAUUUAUGUCUUUGUAAUAUCAGAUGGCCAUGGGUGGGAAUUGGUCAAAAUGAUCUAUUUUGGACAUUGAAUCUGACAUUGGAGAUUUUGAUGAGAGAUUUUCGGUUCUUUAAUACUUCUAUCAUUAACGAAUAAUGAGAUGAUCCAUUUCUAACCAUCUACAAUAUAAAAUCUAACAUUCA
This is a messenger RNA of Linum trigynum, 6098 nucleotides long. Lineage: Eukaryota; Viridiplantae; Streptophyta; Magnoliopsida; Malpighiales; Linaceae. The record is from the annotation of a GenBank genome assembly.